Molecule: messenger RNA, 957 nt
Organism: Aspergillus calidoustus
Lineage: Eukaryota; Fungi; Ascomycota; Eurotiomycetes; Eurotiales; Aspergillaceae
Source: the annotation of a GenBank genome assembly
AUGACGAAACUAAAAUCCCAACCCGAACCACGGCGACCGAAGCCACUCAUCGUCCCAUCACGGAAGGAACACACGCACACAAUCAUUCUCCUCCAUGACAAGGGCGACAAGGGCCGCGAGUUCGGUCGGGGGUUCCUCAAGGCAAUGAAAUUGCAGGAUCACGUGCCGACGGUGCGAUUUGUUUUCCCGUGCGCGUUUAAUGCACCCCUCCCACCCUCAACCUCGGGCGGCAAGACAGAAGCGGGACCGCCGAAGAGGAGAGUCAGUCCAACGCAGUGGUUCGACGAUCCUUUCCAUGUCCGCGAAGCUGCGAACGCAACGGCGUCGCUCCCCGAGACGGCAGAGUUCCUACAGCGACUGGUUCACGAGGAGGCGAAAGUCCUCACCCAGACUGGGAGGUGUGGGAUGCACCAAGCGCACAAGCAAAUCUUCAUUGGUGGAAAAGGUCAAGGAGGUGCGGCGGCGUUACUGUACCUCGCCGGAAGCCACCGACGCCUUGGUGGAUUUAUCGGCCUCGACGCGGCACUGCCAUGGCAAUACCAUAUGGAAAUUGCAGCUCAGCUAGGAGCGGCGGAAGGCAGUGGUGGUGAUGACAGUGUCUCAAGGGGUGUGCAAUGCGUGCGGAGCUUGCUGGGCUUUAAGCGGCUUGGGGAAGAGGAGGGAAGAUUGGCAGACAGAUUGUGCCAGCUAGAAACGCCCGUGUGCUUCGUGUAUGAGGGGUCGCGAGAGAAAGGGAGGAACCUCGUGUCUUUGUUUGCUGAUGGGUUUGGGAUGGACAUUACCAAGUGGUGGUGUGAGAAUGGGGCGAAAGAGUGCCAUGCCUUGUCGGAUAGUAUGGAGGCUGUGCUUGGAUUUUUGGAGAAGGUCGGUGUACCAAGAAUGUAUCCUGUAGGCGAGCGUGAAGGAUUGGCGAAGUAUUCUUGCGUUGGAAAGAAAGACGUCCAGGAGAUGGCUUGA